CAUCAGAAGAAGAAGAAUGUAAAUUCCACAUUGCAGAUUGAUCUGAUUUAAUUCGUUUAGUAUCAUCAGUACUAGUAAUAUCAUAUCAUCUAAAAUGGCUGAGUUGGGGUUCAAGAAACAGCCAAAGGGGUUUGCUUCCAAAGCAAUUCACGUAGGUCAAGAUCCUGAGCAAUGGAAUAGUUUAUGCAUUAUUCCACCAAUUUGUAUGAGCACCACCUACAAACAAGAUGGUCCAGGACAACAUAGGGGAUUUGAAUACUCUCGAAGUGGAAAUCCUACUAGAAACGUUCUUGAAAAAUGCUUAGCAUCACUUGAUAACGGAAGGUACGGUUUAACAUUUUCAUCUGGAUUAGGCGCUACAACUGCGGUUCUGACCAUGCUUUCUAAUGGCGAUCACAUUGUAAUCGGUGAUGAUAUUUAUGGUGGUACAAAUCGUUUAAUAAGACAAGUUGCAUCAAAAUUCGGAAUAGAGGCAACAUUUGCUGACCCAACAAAUAUCGAGGAAUUUGAAACAGCCAUAAAACCUAAUACCAAAUUAGCAUGGGUUGAGACUCCAACAAAUCCGACUAUGAAAGUUGUUGAUAUUGAAGCUCUUGGAAAAGUUGUACAUAAAUCUGGUGAUAUUAUAUUUGCUGUAGAUAAUACCUUCUUGACAUCAUAUUUUCAAAGGCCAUUGGAGUUGGGAGCUGACUUAGUAUGCUACUCAUUAACAAAGUAUAUGAAUGGUCAUACUGAUGUAGUAAUGGGAGCUGUUACUAUGAACUCGGAGGUGUUAUACAAUCGCUUGAAGUUCCUUCAAAAUGCUGUUGGUAUUGUGCCGUCCCCCUUUGAUUGCUACCAAGUAAAUCGAUCACUUAAGACCCUAGCUUUACGUAUGGAGCAGCACUUUAAAAAUUCUGUGGCUGUAGCUAAAUUUUUAGAGAACCAUCAUUAUGUUGAAAAAGUUCUCCAUCCAGCACUUCCAUCACAUCCUAACCAUAAAGUUGCUUUAAAACAAACAUAUGGUUAUAGCGGAGUAUUUUCGUUCUACCUGAAAGGAGAGUUAAAAAAUUCGAAUGAGUUUUUGAGAAGUCUUAAAAUGUUUGCUCUUGCUGAAAGUCUUGGUGGCUAUGAAAGUCUGGCUGAAUUACCAUCUAUUAUGACUCAUGCUUCUGUUCCAGCGGAAGACAGGAUAAAAUUGGGUAUAACGGACUCUUUGAUUCGUUUGUCAGUUGGUUUGGAAGACGUUGAAGAUCUAAUUGAAGAUCUUAGCAAUGCAUUGAAAGCUGCUGAAAAGGCAUAAAUCUCUUUCAAAAUGAAGAACAUGGAAAAAUAUUGUAUGGAAAUAUUUACUCGAAAGUCGUAAAAAUAAAUUUUAUACACAUCUUGUUUUCUUUA
Molecule: messenger RNA, 1377 nt
Organism: Musca domestica (house fly)
Lineage: Eukaryota; Metazoa; Arthropoda; Insecta; Diptera; Muscidae
Gene: Cth
Product: cystathionine gamma-lyase-like
Exons: 6
Coding region: 95-1282 (395 amino acids)
Biological process (GO): transsulfuration
Cellular component (GO): cytoplasm
Molecular function (GO): pyridoxal phosphate binding; cystathionine gamma-lyase activity
Source: RefSeq, a predicted model, not a curated record